Messenger RNA from Loxodonta africana (African savanna elephant), 3942 nucleotides. RefSeq names its product MORN repeat containing 4 (gene MORN4). The transcript has 6 exons. Gene Ontology annotation, cellular component: cell projection. NCBI's taxonomy places the organism in Eukaryota, Metazoa, Chordata, Mammalia, Proboscidea, Elephantidae. The record is from RefSeq and is a predicted model, not a curated record. The coding region runs from base 2192 to 2632 and encodes 146 amino acids. Gene Ontology annotation, biological process: response to axon injury.
AGCAAAGGUCUGGGCCUCUGGAGCCCCGCGCCGGGGCGCGACGGUCAUCCGGAAAGGCAGAGCCCAGCCAGGAUCCAUCUGACAUCAGCAAUGAUAUCCCUGGUUCCAUGUCCUCUUCUGAAACCAGCCUGAAUUUCUGGCAGUUUGUCGUACUGUGGGAGCUUGCCUGUUGCUGUGAUGCUGGAAGCUAUGCCACCGGUAUUCAGAUACCAGCAGGGUCACCCAUGGAGGACAGGUUUCAGCUGAGCUUCCAGACUAAGACUAGGAAGAAGGACUCAGCCAGCAGUCUACUUCCGAGAAGCAUUAGCCAGUGAAAACCUUACGAAUAGUAGCGGAACAAUGUCUGAUAUAGCGCUGGAAGAUGAGCCCCCCAGGUUGGAAGGCACUCAAAAGAUGACUGGGGAAGAGCUGCCUCCUCAAAGUAGAGUCAACCUUAAUGAUGUGGAUGGAGUAAAGCUUUCGGGACCUUCAUUUGCUGAUGUGGCCCGACUCAAAAUGAGAAGAAAUAGCUGCAAAAAUCCAUUAAUAAUCAGAACCUAGAAUGUAGGAAGUAUGAAUCUAGGAUAAUUGGAAAUCGUCAAAAAUGAAAUGGAAUGCAUAAACAUCAAUAUCCUGGCAUUAGUGAGCUGAACUGGACUGGUGUUGGCCAUCUUGAAUCGGACAAUCGUAUAGUCUACUAUGCUGGGAAAGAUAACUUGAGGAGGAAUGUUGUUGCAUUCAUUGUCAAAAAGAACAUUUCAAGAUCUAUCCUGAAGUACAAUGCUGUCACUGAUAAGAUAAUAUCCAUAAGGGAAGACCAGUUAAUAUGACUGUUGUUCAAAUUUAUGCACCAACCACUAAGGCCAAAGAUGAAGAAAUAGAAGAUUUUUAUCAGCUGCUGCAGUCUGAAAUUGAUCGAACAUGCAAUCAGGAUUCAUUGAUAAUUACUGGUGAUUAGAAUGCGAAAGUUGGAAACAAAGAAGGAUCAGUAGUUGGAAAAUAUGGCCUUGGUGAUAGAAACAAUGUGGGAGAUCGAAUGAUAGAAUUUUGCAAGACCAAAAAAUUCUUCAUUGCAAAUACCUUCUUUCACCAACAUAAAUGGCGAUUAUACACAUGGACCUCACCAGAUGGAACAAACAGGAAUCAAAUUGACUACAUCUGUGGAAAGAGAUGAUGGAAAAGCUCAAUAUCAACAGUCAGAACAAGGCCAGGGGCCGACUGUGGAACAGACCAUCAAUUGCUCAUUUGCAAGUUCAAGCGAAACCGAAGAAAAUCAGAGCAAGUCCACGAGAGCCAAAAUACCACCUUGAGUAUAUCCCACCUGAAUUUAGAGACCAUAUCGAGAAUAGAUUUGACGCAUUGAACACUAGUGACCGAAGACCAGAGGAGUUAUGGAAUGACAUCGAUGACAUCACACAUGAAGAAAGCAAGAGGUCAUCGAACAGACAGGAAAGAAAGAAAAGACCAGGGUGGGUGUCAGAGGAGACUCUGAAACUUGCUCACGAAUGUUGAGCAGAUAAAGCAAAAGAAAGGAUGAAGUAAAAGAACUGAACAGAAGAUUUCAAAGGGCGGCUCGAGAAGACAGAGUUAAGUAUUAUAAUGACAUGUGUGCAGAGUUGGAGAUAGAUAAUCAAAAGGGAAGAACAUGCUUGGCAUUUCUCAAGCUGAAAGAACUGAGGAAAAAAUUCAAGCCUCGAGUUAUAAUAGCGAAGGAUUCUAUGGGGAAAAUGUUAAACGUUGCAGGAAGUAUGAAAAGAAGAUGGAAUACACAGAGUCAUUAUACCAAAAAGAAUUAGUCAAUGUUCAACCAUUUCAAGAGGUAGCAUGUGAUCAGGAACCGAUGGUACUAAAGGAAGAAGUCCAAGCUGCUCUGAAGACAUUGGCGAAGAACAAGGCUCCAGGAAUUGAUGGAAUAUUAAUUGAGAUGUUUCAGCAAAUGGAUGCAGCUCUGGAGGUGCUUACUCAUCUAUGCCAAGAAAUAUGGAAGACAGCUUCUUGGCCAACUGACUGGAAGAGAUCCAUAUUUAUGUGUAUUCCCAAGAAAGGUGAUCCAACUGAAUGUGGAAAUUAUAGAACAAUAUCAUUAAUAUUACACGCAAGCAAAAUUUUUCUGAAGAUCAUUCAAAAACAGCUGCAGCAGUGUAUCGACAAUAUCUCCCAUAGGAUGUUGAUAAAGAACAGUUUCCAUCCUUGUCUUCCAUAAGCUGUCACCAUGACCUUGACAAAAGGUUCCUUCACUUACUCCAGUGGGGAGGAAUAUCGUGGCGAAUGGAAGGAGGGCCGUAGACAUGGUUUUGGUCAGCUGAUGUUUGCAGAUGGUGGCACCUACCUGGGUCAUUUUGAGAAUGGGCUGUUUAAUGGCUUCGGGGUACUGACCUUCUCAGAUGGCUCAAGGUAUGAGGGAGAGUUUGCCCAGGGCAAGUUUAAUGGUGUUGGAGUCUUCAUUCGGCAUGACAACAUGACCUUUGAGGGGGAGUUUAAAAAUGGCAGAGUAGAUGGUUUUGGCCUGCUGACUUUCCCUGAUGGUUCUCAUGGAAUACCCCGCAAUGAAGGUCUGUUUGAGAACAACAAGCUGCUGCGGCGCGAGAAGUGUUCAGCAGUAGUUCAGAGGGCUCAGAGUGCCUCCAAGUCAGCCAGGAACCUCACAGCCUGAUGGGGUGUGUGCAUCAGCUGGCAAGUAUUGGAUAAAGCAAAUGCCCCAGUUGUUCACUCGAGGUGGACAAAUGAACCAGACCUGAGAUGCUAAUGACUGUCACACAGAGAAGCCUUGUGAUAUGCCCCAUCACCUGUCAAUCAGGAAUUAGCUCACAGAAGAGUUCUAAGGAUUUCUGGCCCAUAGACCCUGCAGCAGUUGUUAUCAGUUCUGUCUUUCCCUUAAGUAGAUCCAAGGUGCUUAUAGGGUCUCUACGAGUCGGAAUCAACUCGAUGGCAAUGGGUUUGUUUCUUUUCGUUUGUUUGUUUUUAAUGUGCGUAUGUGCUAGAGGUCAGAGGAGCCUCCUUUUCUCUAAACCUUGGGUCACCCAGUGCAGGCCUGCUGCUUCCCUCUUUUUCAUUUUCUGCCAAAUUAUGCAGAAUGUCUUCAUCCUGCCUACAUUUGGGGCAGAUGACCCUAGUCCCAACUUAGGGCCAGUGCUUUGUGCUACCCUGGAGAAAUAAGGAAAAAGAUAGGGGUGACUUAGUACGGUAGUCUUGUGAAAGUCAAGAUGAGAGCUUUUCUGUAUGUUACCCCCUCAUUUACUGCUGGUUGGCAUCAUGGCUCUAGGCCGUCUACUUUGGCCAUUUGCCUCUGUUCCUUCCCCCUGUGAAGGAGCCUGUAGAGUGGUUUCCCUCUCCUUCAACUUUACGAGCUGUCUUCCUUUCCUGAGUUCCAACAGAGAAUCCCCAUCUGUGCCUUGCUCCUUCUUUAGCCAUGGGGCAGGAUCUCUUUAUGGGAUGGUCAAGAAAGUAGUCAAUAAAGAAACUGACGUAAACACUGAUCUUUUUAAUUUACGUUUAUUACUUACUCCAGGGAAAAAGGCAGACAUAUCUGGGCCCCUUCGGGCCCUAUCACGGAGUGAACCAGAUCCUUCAGGAUGGCUUGGGCUGAUACAAUUCCUUCCCAGUGGACCGGUAGGUCAGACCAAUCUCAGCCCCUUGGGGUUUAGGUAGAACUGGACCCAUCCUAGGACUGCAAUGAACUAAAAGAGCACUUGAUUCCUUUAGUUUAGUUAUCUCUUCCAUCCCAAGCCUUGGCUAUCAGGCCUGGGGAUCAGAUCUCAACUGAUAGGAUCCCCACAUGGUACAUCACAGAGGCCUCCAGUUACCCUGUGACCCAAACACACCCCCUCAGCCCCUUAUCCUCACACUGAAUGUCUCCUCAACAGCAGAUUGUGGUGGAAAUCAUAGCCGUGUGCCUCUAUUUAAUCUCUGAAUUGUACUGUAGAAACAAGUGUUUAUGAGGAAUAAACAAAUCACCUGACUGCC